CCAUUUUUCAAAUCUAGGGUUUUCACUCUUUCACCAGAGCUUCUCAAGCGUUUCUCCAAUGGCGGCGAAGAAGACAAUCCGAAACCCAGAGCUAAUCCGUGGCGUCGGAAAGUUCUCACGUUCCAAAAUGUACCAUAAGAAGGGUUUAUGGGCAAUUAAGAAGAAAAACGGCGGCAAAUUACCCCUCCACGAGAAAAAACCCGCCGCCGCCGUCGCCGCUGUAAAGCCACCAAAAUUCUACCCUGCCGAUGACGUGAAAAAGCCCCUUGUUAACAAACACAAGCCAAAACCUACAAAGCUUAGGGCAAGUAUUACCCCUGGAACAGUGUUGAUUAUCCUUGCUGGUAGGUUUAAGGGAAAGAGAGUUGUGUUUUUGAAGCAGCUUACUUCUGGAUUGCUUCUUGUUACUGGUCCGUUUAAGCUUAAUGGAGUUCCAUUGAGACGUGUGAAUCAAGCUUAUGUUAUUGGUACCUCGACGAAGGUUGAUGUUUCUGGAGUGAAUGUGGAGAAGAUUGAUGAUAAGUAUUUUGCUAAGCAGGUUGAGAAGAAGCAGAAGAAGGGAGAAGGAGAGUUUUUUGAAGACAAGAAAGAGGAGAAGAAUGUGCUUCCACAAGAAAAGAAAGAUGAGCAGAAAGCUGUGGAUGCUGCAUUGCUCAAGACCAUUGAAGGAAUUCCUGAAUUGAAGGCGUAUUUGUCUGCAAGGUUCUCGUUGAAGUCAGGCAUGAAACCACACGAGCUUGUGUUCUAAAGGAAGAACACCUACAACAUUUCUGUUGAAACUGAUUUUUGUUACUACUAUUUUUCUGUUUUCUUCGGUUUGAAGUUGCGUUAAGAGUUCAUAUUGAGUAUAAACAUCUUUAAUUAGAAUUUGCAAUAUGGGAAUUUUCUUGUUUA
Messenger RNA from Solanum verrucosum, 894 nucleotides. RefSeq names its product 60S ribosomal protein L6-like. The transcript is spliced from 2 exons. Gene Ontology annotation, molecular function: structural constituent of ribosome; RNA binding. NCBI's taxonomy places the organism in Eukaryota, Viridiplantae, Streptophyta, Magnoliopsida, Solanales, Solanaceae. Gene Ontology annotation, cellular component: ribosome; cytosolic large ribosomal subunit. Bases 59 to 748 code for a protein of 229 amino acids. Gene Ontology annotation, biological process: ribosomal large subunit assembly; cytoplasmic translation. The record is from RefSeq and is a predicted model, not a curated record.